AAAACACCUUCAACAAUAGUGACGUGCAGAGAGGGCUGAAAUCCGAUAGAACUGUUUCGAAAGGUUAUUUUGUUUAAUUUAUAAUGGAUUAUUAAUAUGAAUUUAGCAAUAAAAGUGUAAAGUUUGUUAUAAUGAAAGUGUAGUCAAGAUACUUAACUGUUUAAUACAAAGUUUACCCAUGAUUUUUAUGUUACAUUUUGUUACCGCGGGAAAACUGUGAAACGUUUGACUAGUAUAAUGGCCGCAAAAGCGCCAAUGCUUUACGUGUUUGCUCUUAUAGUAUGAAAUUUGAGUCCAAAGUAUGCUUCCUCAAUGCUUUAAAUGAGUUAAAAAAAUCAUAAUUGAGAUGGACAUCAACGCUGAGGUCUCCACACAGUUGUCUCUGAUCGAUGUUCUCCUGAGCGACCUUGACAAAACGAUCACACCAUGUGCUAGCAAAAAGAAUGAAAAAAAAGAAGAAGAAACACAGGAUGCCAUGCCAGACUCUACAACCAACACGGAGAAAAAUAAUGCUAAUCCUUUCCAUUGUGGGGACGAUGUACUUGUACCCAACAAAGAUGGACGAUAUUAUUUAGGAACAAUAGUAGAGUUAAGUACCAGCAAUGACAACGACUCGUGCGAGGUGGGCAGCGGGGUUGCGCGUUGCCUGGUUAAGUUCGGGGAUGGCACGCACGCGUGGGCGCCGGUGUCGACGCUGAAGCUGCUGAGCGCGCCGCCCGCCGACGAUGGCCGCAUCAUGUGCGUGGUGUGCAAGCGGCGGGAGGGCCCGGCGCAGGGGCCCGCCACCAACGCCAUCGUCGCCUGCGACAUGUGUGGCCGGGGCUACCACACAAAGUGCCACUCGCCGCCGGUCGAGGCGUGGAUAAACGGUGCAUCAUGGCACUGCAAAAGAUGCGUCGACCAAAGGUACAGGGUGGCCGCGGCGGAGAAUAGGGCGCUCAAGCGGUCUUGCGACAUAUUUAGAUUUAAGGGCGGGCAUCAGCGGCGGCAGCAGCAAGAACUCACACCACCUUGCGAUACUGCAUCAACAACUUCAUCUGCUUCAUUAUCAGAUGAUAAAGAGGAAAAUGAAGAUAACUGUUACUGCCGGAAGAAAAGCGAUUGGCUCGCGCAGAUGUUACAUUGCUGUCGGUGUACGCGAUUGUUUCACCAAAGAUGCGUGUCAUGUUUACAGUAUCCAUUGUAUGCUGGUGACAAAUUGUACAUAUUCGCGUGUGCAGAAUGUAAUGGUGGCACGGAAUUUCUACGGCGACUGGAGCUCUCUUGGUUGGACCUAGCGCAUCUCGCUCUGUAUAAUCUCACUGCAUACAACGCGCCGAAUUAUUUCGACCUAGACGGAGUUAUAAUGCCGUAUAUAAUGGAUAAUUGGCAUGCGCUUCAGUUGUCUGAAAAGAUGUGGCGGACUCCUGUGAACGAACGUCGAGAAAGAAUUUUAACCGCGUUGACAGCGGCUCGUAAACGUUUCAAAUGUGGUCGAGAAAUGAAAAAGCGAGCUACCAUAUGGGGUCUGCGUUGUCGCCGCCCUCCAGUGCCGCCAGUGCAUCUUAAUCUAUUGGAACAGGUUAAGAAAGGAGAACCAUUAACUGAUGCGUUAAUCCAUGAGUAUUCUCCAAAAUUGCGGUUUCUACCGCGAGCGCCUUCGCCAACGCCGCUUCCGGUUGUUGAUGACAGCUUACAACCCUCUAGCAGUAACAAUAACGAAAACAGUUCCUAUAAAAAUCACUGUAUGAUUGUCCCCGUCGAUGGUCAUUGGUUAAAUAUAAUGAUGGGCAAGCGGUUUCAUGAAAACCUAAACUCUAAUUCCAAUUCAGAAAAUGAUUCUACUAGUUCCUAUGAGUCUAUAAAACCUUCGGAAAUCGACGAACAGCCUUCUCCUUCCACUUGCACCUCUACUGCUAGAAACACUGAUGCCAAAGCUGAUAAUUUAGAAAAAAUGACAGAACUGAAUGAAACCAUCACAAAUGAAGCUACAUCAAUUUGUGAUGAAAGUCCUCCUGUGCCAUCCUUUAACAAUUCUUUAGUUCCAUGUUCUGUAAAGUUAGAUAAAAUAUCCAAAGAGAAUAUAGAUGAUACUAGCGUGAGUAAGAGUGACGUCACGAAUGUGAACAUUAACACUCACACCACGAGAAUAGCUACAAUGAACCUAGAAGUAUCUAAGUUGUCUACUAAGAACAUUAUUGAACAUUCCAAAAUAAUGUCCCUGCAACAUAUGGAUAGUCUGCCCUCUUUCACUAGCAACUUUAACCAUGACAUGGAGUCGUCAGGCGACGAAACCUCGAGCAGGGGCACUCUAGACGCUAUUAUACCACCGCUAAAAAAUUUUCAGGGUAAAAAUAAUCCAUUUUUAAUGCAGAAUACAUAUUCAUCAAAGAAACCAUUCUCAUCGUCGGCAAACACAUAUAAUAAGCAAAAUGGAAAACAAAGCCACUACCACUCACGAUUCUCAUUACCUAAUUUAAAUCCUCUAAUGGGUCCUCUGGUGAGGCCGUUAAAGCGCAAGCUUAGCGAAAAGGAUAUCGUAGUGGGCCCAAACGGCGAGGUGAAGAGAAGAAAGUAUAGGAGACCUCGUAAAUAUUUACAGUCACAGCUGAAUAAGUCAUGUCCUCUGCCAGAUGACAACAACAAGCCGAUACAAAACGAAAACGGUGAAGUUGCUGCUCACAGCGGCGAGCACAUCAACAACGUGAAAUUUCACGGUAGAAGACUGAGACAAAGACAAGAGAAAAAUUACUACGAGAAUGCUCGAAGAAAUACGAAUAAUACAACUAGUAAUAAUAACAGCGUAAAAAGUUUACAGCUGAGCCCUCAUAAGGCUAAUAGUACUGCUGCCGAGGUAGACGCGCAGCAGCUGUCGGCGCUCAAGUCUAGCGUGCAGUCGUACUUCCGCGCCGGACAAACCUUCUGUGUGCUCGCGCGCCGGAUAGCGCCCGGCGCCGCGCCCGCCUACCUCAUAGAGUGGGACUCCAACGCAUCCUAAUGUGCGACAACAUGAAUUUAUUUAAAUAUCUAUACAUAUUAUUACUGUAAUAAUAUAUAACUAAGUGCUUGUCUGUAGUCUAGUUGUACAGUAAGAUCAAGGAAUGUGAUAUAUUAUUAUUCCAAUUGGAGUUUGAUAUUUUAUUUAAGAACCCCAUAAACUCUUUUACUUGUA
Trichoplusia ni (cabbage looper) is the source of this 3151-nucleotide messenger RNA. RefSeq lists its product as uncharacterized. NCBI's taxonomy places the organism in Eukaryota, Metazoa, Arthropoda, Insecta, Lepidoptera, Noctuidae. The coding region runs from base 347 to 2977 and encodes 876 amino acids. The transcript is spliced from 11 exons. The record is from RefSeq and is a predicted model, not a curated record.